Messenger RNA from Notothenia coriiceps (black rockcod), 1195 nucleotides. RefSeq names its product centrosomal protein of 290 kDa-like. Gene Ontology annotation, cellular component: ciliary transition zone; centriolar satellite. Gene Ontology annotation, biological process: non-motile cilium assembly; ciliary transition zone assembly. The transcript is spliced from 7 exons. The annotation marks the transcript as partial. The record is from RefSeq and is a predicted model, not a curated record. Lineage: Eukaryota; Metazoa; Chordata; Actinopteri; Perciformes; Nototheniidae.
GCAAGUUAAACGUUAGCUAAAAACACUCGGUGCUUUUUUUGACAAACGUUGUUAAAAUGCGACUUAUAAGUACUUUGUGGUAAUGCUCUUUCCGCCAUGCAUGUUAAGUCUAGUAUAUUUCCUUGAGAGGACUUACCCUGCGUUUUUAAAAAGUUGUAGUUGUAUUUCCUUGAGGACUAACGUUAGCUUUUUGUAGCUAACCAAGUUACAGCUGGUGUUGUCAACGGUAACCUAGCAGCCGAAGCAUCAUGGAAACUUCAGGAUGGAUGUUUACUGACAUUUUAACACACAUCUACAUUUAACUUAUCUUGGCAAGCGGUGUUAAAUAACAAGAGACAUUUGCUUACAACUUUCAAAAGACAGCUAGCUAAUUCAUGAACUCAAGUGGAAUUUGUUGUAGCAGUUAGUACUGAUUUAACGUACCUAAAAGUAAUCACAAAUGUAGUUAGCUAGUGUCUAAACCAAUUUCGUGCUACAAGGCAAUGUUAAGUCAUGUUUUCUUAACUCCAAAGAGCUAACUGACCAGCUAACACUGACAUUGUGUAGCUGACAGGUUUUUAUUCUGCACAAUUCCUCGUUAAAUAUUAACGAACACGCUACUGCCAAGAUGCCUGCUGCUCUGGACUGGGAUAAAGUGACCAGAAUUGAACCAGAGAGCCUGCUUGAAUGUGAAAAUGACCAAGUGGACGAAGUCUUCGGCAUGUUUGUUUCGACGGAGGAUUGGGAGGUGAAGGAUAAAGCCCCGGAGAACAUCGUUCAAGUCCUCAGAGUGUUCCAGACCCUAUUAAAGAUUAAGGACCAGGAAGCUACUAUUGCCGCCAACUUUGUCGAGGACAUUGGUGUAAAGCAUGCUAAAACCGAAAAGGAACUCCUCGCCAAGGUGUCAAGGCUGGAACGAGAGCACAAGCACUCCGGCACGGGGCCAGACAGCCGCUUUCUGAGGGAUGAGAUCCGGCAGCUCGAGACCCAGCUGGAGCAGAGGGAGAAGGAGUUGACCCAAUUAAAGAAAGACAUGGGGAAGGAAAAGAACACAACCGAGGAGUUGCUCGUGCGAGCAGAAGAGGCUGAGGAUGUGGUCAAGAAGCUAAAGAGAGAGGUAUGUGACUGCUGGCACUACAUGAUACAGACCCUGACUUAUUCUUCAUCCUUUACUUCAUCACUCAGUCCAUCAUCUCUAAAAAAGCGUAAGAAGAAG